CAAUAGGGAAACAAACGAAAAAGAAACAAAAUUAUUUUAUUUGUUGCAAGAGUUUGUGGUAUCUGCAUUCUGAGUCUUUCAUCAGCUUUAGUAAAGUAAUACUGCAAUUCAUAUUGAUCUUUCAUUAAGCCACUGCUAUGGGAAGUCCAGAACGAGAGCUCUGUCCGCCACCUUCAGAAGAAGAUGAAUUAACCCUACCUAGAGCUAGUAUCAACAAAAUGAUUAAAGAAUUAGUUCCUUCUGUCAGAGUUGCAUUUGAGUCCAGGGAGCUAAUAUUGAAUUGUUGUACAGAAUUUAUUCAUUUGCUAAGUUCUGAGGCAAACGAAAUCUGUAAUCAGAGUAACAAAAAAACUAUUAAUGCUGAACAUGUUUUAGCAGCUCUUGAUAGAUUAGGUUUUAACGAUUAUACCUUGGAAGCAGAAGCUGUACUUAAAGACUGUAAAGCUGUUGCAGCCAAAAGAAGGAGACAGAGUACAAGACUUGAGAAUUUAGGGAUUCCAGAAGAAGAAUUACUACGACAGCAACAGGAACUUUUUGCUAAAGCUCGGGAAGAACAAGCUAAACAAGAGCAACAACAAUGGCUUCUUUUGCAGCAACAAGGUCUAGUGGGGGCUGAUGGUGCUCAGCCAUAUGUGCCUCCACCCACAGCACCCAAAGUUGAAGAUGAAGAAGAUGAUGAUUACUCAUAAAGCAAAAAAUGUUUUAAAAAAAUAAGUUUUUUGACCUACCAAUUUGUUGUCACGGACCUGUUUCUUCGCUGUCAUCUUUUUUUCAGGUCCGUGUUUUUUGUAAUAAUCAAUAUAAUAAGUAC
Chilo suppressalis (striped riceborer) is the source of this 811-nucleotide messenger RNA. The record is from the annotation of a GenBank genome assembly. NCBI's taxonomy places the organism in Eukaryota, Metazoa, Arthropoda, Insecta, Lepidoptera, Crambidae.